Molecule: messenger RNA, 1255 nt
Organism: Mauremys mutica (yellowpond turtle)
Lineage: Eukaryota; Metazoa; Chordata; Testudines; Geoemydidae
Gene: BPIFB6
Product: BPI fold containing family B member 6
Exons: 12
Coding region: 87-1202 (371 amino acids)
Molecular function (GO): lipid binding
Source: RefSeq, a predicted model, not a curated record
GGCUGGCUACAUCUCAAAGAACAGAUGCCCCUGGGGCCAUCCUGAAGAUUGAUCUUGGAACAAUAGAUCGUGCUGUCUCCGAUGCAAUGACUGAGAGCGACAUUCUUCAGAAACUGGCAGCAGCUGCAACUAAAAAGCAGCCAGAUGUCAAACCCAUCAAGGGCAUUUCAGGGGUCAAAGUUAAAGAUUUUCAGCCCCCUGAGAUAACACUGACAUUCUUACCAGGGACUGGGCUCUUCAUGGCUGUAUUAAUUCGCAUAACCAUCGUUGGGAAGAGCUUUAUAGGUGGAAAUAUAGAAAUCACAGUGGUUGCGAACAUGACCGCCAAGAACAAACUGUCGCAGGAUGACUCGGGUUGCCCCAAAUUCAGCGUUGGCGACUGCCAGAUUUCUCUCGUUAGUGUUAAAACCAAUCUCCCCAGCAGCAUGCUGCCCAAACUUGUGAACAAGUUCCUGGAUACCACCCUUCAAAAAGUCCUGCCAGACAUGCUGUGCCCAGCAGUGGAUGCUGUGCUUACCCUUGUGAACCAAAAGUUCACCACCCUGGUUUCCCUGAGCUCAGUCGGCGCCGCUGGAAGCAUCUGCUAUGCUUUGCUGAGCCCACCGGUGACGAGUGAAGAUUUCAUAGAACUGGAUUUAAAUACCACGGUCCUGCAAGAGGGUGGAGAUCUCAUUGACCUUCCCGCUGACCCCCCAGCUCUUACCUCCCUGCCGCCGAAAAGGGACUCCGCUACCCAGCUGGCCCUGUCAGUGAAUUUCCUGAGUGCCGAGCUCACUCUCAUACAAACAUCCCUCAACCUUGAUGUCACGGAGACCAUAAUUCUUGGGCUUCCUCCAUUAACGACGACAACACUUGGCGCCUUGAUCCCCAUGCUCUCUGAGUCGUUGCCUCCGUCUCAGCCGAUGGUUAUUGAAAUCCGAAUAACUAAACCGCCCGUGCUCACCAUGCGGCAGGACAAAGGCCUCGUGCAUCUCUUCGGCACCGCGGAGUUCCUCACUUCGCAGCCCAGCGCUGCUCGGGAAUCCCUCUUUGUCCUGGACAUUCAUAUCAAUUUGGAUACCCAAUUCUCUAUUCACGAAGAGAAGCUGCGGAUCUCCUUAGGUCUGGACAGCUUGUAUGAAAUGGCCUUGGCAGCUUCGUCCAUUGGCACGUUCGCUGUGAGUUCAGUGGCGUGUGUGAUACUCGGCACAAGCAAAUGCUGAAGAAUAAUUGUAUCUAUGAAUCGGAGUGUUGACGUGUUGGUCAAAAAUGUCUA